UCAAUUCAAUCCUUCUCCCUCUAAAUUCUAGCCAUUGUUUUGCAGAACGAAUUCUCCCCAAAAUCUUGUUUUCUCUGAAAAAAAAGGUCGUCCGUCAACCAUUAUUCGCUUUUGCCUUUAGCCUAAUUCAUAUUUUCUCGUCAUCAAUACUGGAGAAGGAAAUUAUAGAAGUUGCAACAAUUAUUUUGGAUGAAAAUCUAGCUGUGUUUGUCUUCCUUUAGCUCCAUAUAAGGUAUGUUCUCGUUUCUGUACAUGCAUGAAAAUAUAUCUACGUUUACAUAUUCAUGGUUCAUGAGGUUGAAGGUCAUGAAUUUUUGCCGUUUCAAAGCUGGUGAGGAAUCAACUAUCAUCAUUCAUAGCCAACUUCAACAAUUUCAAAUCACUAUUUCACUCCAUUUUUCAUUCACUGUAGAAGAAAAUGAAAUUGCACUGGACGCAAAAAAAAAAUGUUAAUAGAGGGUGAAAAUUAUAUAGAUGUGUACAUACACAUUUACAUACAUACAUGUUUAGGUGUGUGAGGAGAGGGGAUUACUUUUCUUCGUAUAGAAUAUAUUUUAUUUAAUUAGUAUAUAAUAAUAAAAUAGUAUCUACCUUUACUAUAAGAGAGGAGAUUCUCCAAGUUAUUGUUUAUGUUUGGCACAAUUUCACACGUAACCAGUUUCUUCCUUUAGUAUGUAGACUAGAGAUAUUUUUUUCUUAUUCUUAUCUAAUAUGAAAAUUAUUUAAGUUGAAAACGCCUAACUUUGUAUGAACUUUAAAAAUUCUUUAAAAUAUAUGUGUUUGGGACAUGUAGAUUUAUAUUAACUUUAAAGAUGAAUAAAAUUUGAAUUGAAGGCGCCGUGUAGUAGUUAGUGCCAUGCCUUGAUUUUUUAUAAAUUGAUAGAUGACCGUGGUAGAUAGAAGUCUUGUCUAAAUUAAAUAGUUAUAAUGGAAGUGUAUUUAUAGGGAAAUUUAUUCUGUAGGUUGCUUUGAAUUAGAAUUUCGAAUGUUCCAAGAGAGAAGCUAGAGUACCAUACUUUUUCAUUGAAAAAGAUAUUUUGUUAGAGCUUAUUAAGGCAGAAAUUCAUAGAUGGAAAUCUUUUAUUACUUGUUGCCCGAAUUCUUUUGUGCAUUUCCAGUCGUCCACUUAUGAAUUUAUUAAGUUUAUGAUUGUUGAUAAAUUACUUACAUUAUAACUUUAGAAAUAGAUUGCAUAUGUAGGUUGAUUGGGUGGAAGCAAAACCACUAAAUUUAUAGAUUAAAAAUAUUUUCUUUUUAGAAGUCUUUAUUUUCUUACUCUUUGGUAGUAGUAUAGCAAAAACUUUUACAACAUUACAAUAGUAUUUAUGUUUUUAAAAAAAAAAACUAUUAAUUUUACAAGAAUCAUAUAAAAAUGUUAAUCUUUUAUUCCUACUUUUACAUCAUAUAAGUCUUAUUAAAAUUUUAUUUCAUCAAUAGUUCAGUCAACAAUGUUUAUAUUUAUUGCUAUUGCUUUGAAGUAAACAAUUUUUUUUAUUAAACUUCAGCUUUAUGCAUGUUUUUAAUGUUGUGAGAGUCUGGUUCACUUGUGUCUAUCGAAUAUUUUUCCUAUUGUGGAAACUUAGUAGUAUUAUUAAUUUUUUAAUUAUUUCAUUCACUAAAAUGAAAAUUCUUUGCUUUCGUUAAACUAGAGGUGAAGAUCUUUUCCCUAUAGAUUCUUCGAACAUUGAUAGUACUUCUAAAAAUGCAACUGAAUCGUAUACUGCUUUUAUUCGCCAACAACAAAACCAAAGACAGGCGAAUAGGAGGAAUCGAAUUCAAAGUCCACAUGUUGAUCGUCGUAAAAAAAUAAAUAAUUCCACGUUGCAUCCUAAUUUUCAGGCUUCUACUUCAAAACAAGCACGUACUAAUAUUGUUCAUUCUAAAGUACGAUGGAUUUCUAACCUAUUAAACAUACCUACUAAUGCAUAUGUAUUACCGACAUGGAACUAUUGUGAACAUUGUGGUGCGCGAAAAUUUUAUAGAGAAACUAAAGGGUUCUGUUGCUCUGAUGGCAAAGUUAAACUUUAUAUGCAUGAUUCACCAACUGAAUUGUAUAAUUUAUUUACUUCUAAAGAACCUGAAUGCAUGGAGUUUAAGAAAAUUUCACGUGAAUAUAAUAACCAUUUUGCAUUCACUUCAUUUGGUGUAAAGUGCGAUACAGACCUUUUUAGAGCAUAUAAAGGUAUUUACACAUUUAGAAUUCAGGGACAAGUAUAUCAUUAUGUAAAUCAACUUCUACCGGAAAAUAAUCAGCCUUCUUAUAUGCAAUUAUAUUUUUAUGAUACGAAUAACGAAGUUCAAAAUCGUAUGAAAAUUUCAGAAAAUUUUGUUGAAUCUACUUUGAUCAUUUUGAUUGAAAUCUUAAAAGUAAAUCCGUAUAGUAGAUUCUUUAGGUCUUUAAGUAAUAUGACCAAUUUGCACGACCAUCGAAUACAAAUAAGAUGCGAUCCUGGACUUAAUCAAAGAGUCUUCAAUACUCCUUCAACAUCUCAAGUAGCCGCUGUAUGGGUUGAGGAUGAUGACAAUGCAAAUAUUCGUGUUCGUGAUAUUACUAUAUAUGGUCAUUCUGGUGAUUCACAUAAGGUUCACUAUUAUUAUGGUUGUUAUGAUCCUUUGCAAUACCCUUUACUUUUCCCAUUUGGAGAACCUGGUUGGCAUGAAGGUAUUCAGAGAUACAAAAAAACAUAUUUUGAAACUCAGAAUUUACCCGAUUGCGUAGCUUUUCCUAGCACAGUAAAUUUUGCAACUGAAAUCAUUGCAAAAGAGGCUCAAGUAUUCAAUGGAAUGAGGAAACGAUCACAGGUUUCUUGCCGCGAGUACUAUUCUUACAAGUUACAAAUUAGGCCUUCUAGCAGAAAUGAAACAGAUAAGGAAAUUGAUGAAAUUUUUGCUUAUCAAUCAGCUAGAUGGAUAUCUCCACCUGAAGCUAUGUGGAGAAUUUUUUCUUUUAAUUUGUCAAAAAUUUAUCCUACUGUUUACGCUUUACAAUUUCAUAUUAAAGAUCAUCAGCACGUAACUUAUAAUAGUAAAGAUGAUUUAUCUGUUAUUAUUGGAAAUGAGAAUACAAGAAGAACAAUGCUAACUGAAUUUUUUCGGAUGAAUGAAGUAAAUGAAUUUGCUCGAACGCUAUUGUAUCGAGAUUUUCCAACACAUUUUGUGUGGAAUGCAACUGGAAAAACUUGGACUCCCAGAAAACAACACAUUGUUAUAGGGCGAAUCGUGACAGUUAAUUCAUCCGAAGGAGAACGAUAUUUCCUUCGUGUUCUUCUGAAUCAUAUUAAAGGUCCAACAUCAUAUGACAGUUUUAAAACUUUAAAUGGAGUAACAGUCAAUACAUAUCGAGAAGCAGCACUUUUACAUGAGAAAUUCAAUAAAGAACAACGAUUUGCAUAUGAUAAAGUUAUGGAAAAAGUAAAAAAUGACUCAAGUGGUACUUUCUUCAUUGAUGGUCCAGGGGGAACGGGGAAGACUUUUUUAUACAAAGCACUUCUAACUGCUGUAAGAGGUCAACAUUUCAUUGCUUUGGCAACAGCGUCCUCUGGAGUCGCUGCGUCUCUGUUACCUGGAGACCUAUGGCCUUCCUAUUUACGUUUACCAUUGGUUGAGAAUAUGAGGGCAAAAUCAGAUCCUAUGUUCUGCACUUACUUACUCAGAAUUGGAAAUGGAACAAAAGAAGAACAUACUUGCAUAUGUUGA
Molecule: messenger RNA, 3696 nt
Organism: Olea europaea var. sylvestris
Lineage: Eukaryota; Viridiplantae; Streptophyta; Magnoliopsida; Lamiales; Oleaceae
Exons: 7
Coding region: 2029-3696 (555 amino acids)
Biological process (GO): telomere maintenance; DNA repair
Molecular function (GO): DNA helicase activity
Source: RefSeq, a predicted model, not a curated record